CAUACAAAAAAUGCUUUCUUUACACUUUUACUUACUUUACUUACUUUUUGGUUAUUUUAGAAAAUACACUGCCCUCUUAAAUCUUUAAAUUCCAUAUUUGCUUACACGUGGAGAAAUCCUAAAUUUGACAGGCCUGAGGUUGCUUUUCGGGAUAGGGAUGCUUGUGUCUCCAACAAAACAGUGAAACUGUUGAAUAUGUGAAACAUACAUGUAUCUACUGUAUAUGUUUUCAUGAGGAACAGAAACAGAAAUGGGUGUGCUCAGAAACACACUUGCAAACACAUACAGUUGAUAUGUGUUUGUAUGUGUAAAGAGUCAUACCUUCACUAUACUAGGAAUAAUAAAACCAUAAUAAAACCCACUCCAUCCAAUAGUGUAUAAUGUUAAUAAUAAUAAUGUUGGGAUUUGACAAUACAGUUUGCCUACUACUGUAUGUCAUGAAAAAUUCCGUCAGAUACACAUUGAGGGGGGUAUGUCUGGCAGGUAUGGGGUCGGGUAUCUGGCUCUAAAAUAGACCAAUCUAUAGACCAUCCAAGCAGACAGGUGUUAUACUCAAAAUAUGCAGUGUAAAAUAAAUUUCAAUUUAAUUAAACUCUGAACUUAAACUCUAAUUAAACAUCUUAUAUUUAUUUUCAGACCACUUGAGAACUCAUAAACAUGCUCUUGUCGAGCUCUUGUAACUUAGUCUUUUGGCCUGAAAUGAUUAGUUGGAUGAAUGUACCUCACAGAGUCCAAUCAACUCAUUUGAACUCAGUUGAAACUCACUUGAAGCCGUCAUUUAGACAGUUUUUACAAAACAUAUAUGGACGUACAUUAUGUAUUAUUGAUCCAGUUGCGAUAAAUGUGACAUUUCACUCUUCUUAUCAGGGUUUAUUUAAGCCUACUCUUAAUUUUGAACCAGAGAAAUUCAAUCUUGCAUCGGUGUCCAAAGCCAUAUUGACGGUUGUUAAGAGCCAGAAUGCACCCAUAACUGAGGAGUUUGUUCAGUCCAGUCUGGGCGACGUGCUCCCUCAGAGUUUUGCUGAAGUUCUGGGCGUUCCAGACCAAGUUGACAGUACCAGCACAAAAAGACUGCAGGACUUGAUUAAUAAGGAGGUUGCAGAAAGUGUCAAGUCUGCCCUCUCCACUUCGGGGUCUGAACCAAGUCAGCAUAUCACUCCGCCACGCAGACUUAACACUAUGGUUAGUCAUGCCUCCAGGAUGUUGAAAGAAUUUGCGGCAAAAAUGAGAAAUGUGUACUCUUCUCGAUCACAGAGACAAAGGGCGGACGAAAUCUUUGAGCUGAAAGAUCUGAAACUAGUGGACACGGAUGAUGAGAUUCAGUCACAGACUACGAUAGUGGAAGCAUAUGCCACUGAGAAGGUCCCAUCAAGGGACAGCUCUAUGAAAGUGGCAUCUUCAGCUGUCCAGGAAAUACUCAGCAAGGAGCUGAGUAAAAUCAUGGAUCCCGUUUUGGAUGAUUUGCCAGACUCUGAAUAUGCAAAGCUGCAAUCUGCAACCUCUCGGGUUAUUGAUGAAGCUUCAGAUGACAUUGGUAAGACAACUGUUGAACUGAUUCAGAGUUUGAAGCAGACAGACACUGAACGUCCGAGUUCAGAACCUGACAAAAGCGACCAACUGCCUUUGGGGAGCAGGAUAAAUGCAUUUUUUGCAAGGUGCUUUCUGAAAACGUGCAUAGUUCGCCUUUUGGCACAGUUGAAGAGCAAAUUCAGCCCAGACAUAAACGUUGAAAGCAGCCCGUCGGUCGAGUCACUCGUGCUUUCUGUCGAGAAUCUGAUUCAGAAGAUAGGUGAAGAUCGUGACGAGCAAAGUAAUGAAAAUGAGGAUUCUCUUAUGUUGGGGUUACAAAACAUUUGCAGAGGUAAACAGCUGAUAUUCACAAAGGAACUAACUGACCUCCUCCACAAUCAUUUCACAGAUGGAAUGAUUCCCCAAAUUAUCCCAAAAGCAGUGACGACAAGAUCAAACAGGAUAAGGGUUAUGCCUGAAUCACAUGCUAACAUGUAUACUGAUAUAUGGAGCAAAGUAUGGAUUUUCAUGGUAGUGAUGAACUGGUGGUUGACAACGCAGCUUGACAGCCACUGUGAAAGGGUGACACGUGCUAUAAUGGACACUGUACCAUCGACAGUUGCUGCAGAGACUGUUUCAAAAACCGAAGUCACGUCUGACAAACAGGAUGCGACACUACAGAAAGAAAAGACAAAAAAAAUGUGUGUGAGGAUACUCGUUGAGAAGAUAAUUUGGCAGAUCAUCUACAAAAUCAAAAUGAUACCCUCAAACAAAGAUGACAUCAUUGAUCGUCUCUUUAAAAACACAUGGGCCGAAGUUAAAGAUGAAGAUUUAUAUAUCACCGCAAAAACUUUUAAGAACCUCCACAAGAUUAUUUUCAAGGACCUGUGUAAGCAGUGGGGCAGUGCAGAUAUUGUGCUGCUUUCACUAAAUUCAGAGAACAACGAUAUUCAAAAAUGUAUCGUCUCUACUGUCAAAUCUCGGCUAACAACACCACCGAAAGAACCCAGUGCUAUCUGCAAGUUCUUCUCCAGUUUGGGCAAAGUCAUCUAAGCCCUUCAGACGUAGAAAUGUUAUGGACAUUCUUAUUCUUCAAGCUUAAAUUUAGUAUUCAUUGAGGAGGGGAAAAUUUGAUUUUUUUCUGGCCCUGAGCCAUUAGGACUUGACUGUAGGGUUUACUCCGGGUGCUCCGGUUUCUUCCCACGGAUCUUCUAACCAUGAAGCAUGGACCUUAAAAUGCUUCCAUAAGCUGACUGGUUCAGGAGAAUACCUGACAUGGACAGAUAAAUUUCUGUCCAUGUCAGGUAUAUAGAAAAAAAACAAAACAACUUUUGCCCCAAAUUGAAGUGAUCUCCUUGUCUGAA
Scatophagus argus is the source of this 2873-nucleotide messenger RNA. RefSeq lists its product as uncharacterized. The record is from RefSeq and is a predicted model, not a curated record. Bases 658 to 2562 code for a protein of 634 amino acids. The transcript is spliced from 2 exons. NCBI's taxonomy places the organism in Eukaryota, Metazoa, Chordata, Actinopteri, Scatophagidae.